UCUCGAUAUUUAAUAUAACUUUUGAACGAGAUAUUGUCUUUGAAAUUAAAAAAAAAAACGUCAAUAGUGAGGGCAGGCUAAAUGAUGAGUUUUCAUUUGUUAAUAUUAAUUGCAGAAGGACUAAAACAAAAAGACGUUUGAAACAAAAUGGUAUAUGACAAUGUUUAUCCUCUAAAUAUAGAGUAUAUUCAAACUAAACGGUCUUUGUUUAGGCACGGCUGAAAGCAGAGGAGAAGUUAAAACUAACGGAAGAAGACUUGGCUUACUUUAAACGGGAAUGUAAAAUCGUCCACGCACAGUAUCGACAAGCCCAGAAUUGCAUUUACUGGAAACAGCCCACUGGAUCGUUGAAGGUCGAGGUCAGCCAAGAACAACGGUUUCCUAUCGGUAUUUCAUUCAAAUUCAUGGAUGGCCUUCAGACGCGAUACCAGGCGUUCCCUGGGCAAGAGUAUAAAGGCAGCAGGUUCGAAGGACGUUUGAAAAACGACAGUGAGGGUGUGACAGUAUGUGGGAUGUUGAAGACGGCGUUCAAAAGAGGGCAGAUGUUUACUAUUGGGGAAGACUGGAGUGUUGGACUGGAUGGCAUCUCAAUGUUUGAUAGUCCAUUACUGGCGAAAGUAAGUCCUUCGCGCUGCUACGUUAAAUACAUACAGAAGGUGAAAGCAGAGCUGGCAGCCAAAGGCAUCACAGAGGCGAACAUAGAUCAGACAGAGAAGUUGGAAGAAACUUUCAGUGUCGCUGGUCCGUAG
Mya arenaria is the source of this 749-nucleotide messenger RNA. Its product is annotated as E3 ubiquitin-protein ligase DTX3L-like. The coding region runs from base 405 to 749 and encodes 114 amino acids. The record is from RefSeq and is a predicted model, not a curated record. NCBI's taxonomy places the organism in Eukaryota, Metazoa, Mollusca, Bivalvia, Myida, Myidae. The transcript is spliced from 5 exons.